AUGGCGUCCUCGAUGAUCUGCGUUACCGCUCCAUCCUAUACGGACCCUUCUGGAUACCAACUCUCAGAGCUUCCACGGCCCACUAUCACUGAGCCGACGGAUGUGGUCAUUCGAGUGCACGCCGCCAGCAUUAACCCCGUCGAUGUGAAGAAGGCAGCUGGAAUUCUCAGAUUCGCCGUCAAGGAUGAGUUCCCGUACAAGAUUGGGUACGACUGUUCUGGCGUUGUGACAGAAAUCGGGAGUGGAGUGAAAAGAAUCCGCGUGGGAGAUGAAGUGUACGCACGAUUGCCAGAAGUCGAUCGAGGUGCCUGGAGCGAAUAUGCCAAGUGUGCUGAAUACUAUGUCGCUCGCAAACCUGCCUCACUUUCCUUCGGGGACGCGGCGUCGUUGCCGCUGGCUGCUGUUACUGCGCUACAAGCACUCCGGAAAUACAGGGGCUCGUUGGAAGGGAAGACUGUGUUCGUCCCAGCUGGUUUAAGUGGCACAGGGGCCUAUGCAUGCCAACUGGCCAAGAAUGUCUUCCACGCCGGCAAAGUCAUCACCACCGUGUCAACAGCCAAAGUAGCCCGAGUUCCUGAACUGCUUGGCGAAGGCGUGGUCGAUCAAAUUAUUGACUAUACGAAAAACGAUCCCAUGAAAGUCAUUCCCCCGGGGUCCGUGGACUUCAUUCUCGACACCACGGGCGAUGCGAUGCGUUUCCUCUCUCUCAUGACGCCUUCGACGAGCUUUCUCGCCUCGAUCGCUACGCUGCCGUCCGGCGAUCUUCUUCAGAAGUCGAGUGUCAUGCGGCGGCCAGACAAUCCGCAACUGCCCUGGCUCGCUCGGAUCGGCCUCAACCUUGCAGACGCAAUUCGCAGAGCUCGGGCGAAUCGGUGGCGGGUUGAGUAUGAGUAUCUUUUCCUCGAACCGAAUGCUGAGGAUUUGGAGACGUUGAGCAAGCAUGUCGAACAGGGGAAAUUGGUCCCUGUGGUUGGAGCCAGGGUGAAGCUGCAGGAUAUCGAGAAAGUAAAGGAAGCCUGUGGGCUUGUUUACAAGGGCAAAGGGGGAAUCGGCAAGACGAUCAUUGAGGUUGCUCAGACUUGA
This is a messenger RNA of Fonsecaea multimorphosa CBS 102226, 1083 nucleotides long. RefSeq lists its product as uncharacterized. Gene Ontology annotation, molecular function: oxidoreductase activity. The record is from RefSeq and is a predicted model, not a curated record. The coding region runs from base 1 to 1083 and encodes 360 amino acids. Lineage: Eukaryota; Fungi; Ascomycota; Eurotiomycetes; Chaetothyriales; Herpotrichiellaceae. The transcript is spliced from 5 exons.